Kogia breviceps (pygmy sperm whale) is the source of this 1322-nucleotide messenger RNA. RefSeq names its product signal recognition particle receptor subunit beta. Gene Ontology annotation, cellular component: cytoplasm; Golgi apparatus. NCBI's taxonomy places the organism in Eukaryota, Metazoa, Chordata, Mammalia, Artiodactyla, Physeteridae. Gene Ontology annotation, biological process: intracellular protein transport; vesicle-mediated transport. The record is from RefSeq and is a predicted model, not a curated record. Gene Ontology annotation, molecular function: GTP binding.
GUGCCGGGUAGCAAGAUCUCAGCCAUGGCUUCCGCGGACUCCCGGUGGAUGGGGAAUGGCGGCAGUGUCGGGGGCGCCUUCCAGCUCUACCUGGACUCCUUGCGGCAGGAACUACGGCAGAGGGACCCGACGCUGCUGUCAGUCGUGGUGGCGCUUGUCGCCGUGCUGCUGACGCUGGUGUUCUGGAAGUUCAUCCGGAGUAGGAGCAGUCAAAGAGUUGUUCUUCUUGUUGGCCUUUGUGACUCCGGGAAAACAUUGCUUUUUGUCAGAUUGUUAACAGGCCUUUACAGAGAUUCCAUCAUUGACAGCUCUGCUGUCUACAGAGUCAACAAUAACAGGGGCACUAGCCUGACCUUGACUGACCUCCCUGGCUAUGAGAGCUUGAGACUUCAGUUCUUAGAGCGGUUUAAGACUUCAGCCAGGGCUAUUGUGUUUGUUGUGGAUAGUGCAGCCUUCCAGCGAGAGGUGAAAGAUGUGGCAGAGUUUCUGUAUCAAGUCCUCCUUGACAGUAUUGGUCUGAAGAACACACCAUCAUUCUUUUCCCACACACCAUCAUUCUUAAUUGUGUGCGAUAAGCAAGACAUUACAAUGGCAAAAUCAGCAAAGUUAAUUCAGCAGCAGCUUGAAGAAGAAAUCAGUACUUUACGAGUCACCCAUUCUGCUACCCCCAGCAUACUGGACAGUUCUAGCACUGCCAGUGCUCAGCUGGGAAAGAAAGGCAAAGAAUUUGAAUUCUCACAGUUGCCCCUCAAAGUGGACUUCCUGGAGUGCAGUGCCAAGGGCGGAAGAGGGGACGCUGGCUCUGCUGACAUCCAGGACUUGGAGAAGUGGCUGGCUAAAAUCGCCUGAAGGCCAGAUCCAAACACAAGACGCGAAUGUGUGUGUGUGUGACUGACAGUUUUGGAAAAGGAUGUGGUAGUAUGGAGUUGAUAAAGAAGGGGUGCAAAUAUAGUUAGGAACUUUUCCUUGUUCUGGAAACAAAUUAUUGUUGAAACCAGUGUGGAAGUUUUUAAGUUCAGUUCUCCCUUAUUGCUUUCAAGCUAGUUAGUUUUGUUUGAUUCGUGUCUUCCCUUUUCAAAGUGUAUGUAAGGUCCCUUUAGCAUAUGCUUGAUGUAAGGUCAAGGUCUAACAAGCCGACCUCACAUAGAGAGGAUAUUAUCGUGAGAAUAUAAUAUCAUCUAAAAUGUUUUCUUGUCCUCUGCUUCUGUGCUUUGGUCUCUUUUUCCUGGAAACAAACCUGUCUGUGUAUGGAACUAGGUGAUUUCCAGUUGCCUUUGACAUUCAUGGGUAGUACAUCAUCUAGUCCUCUGAAUUUUCAGAUU